This is a messenger RNA of Thalassophryne amazonica, 1823 nucleotides long. It is a transcript of the gene mchr2b, whose product is annotated as melanin-concentrating hormone receptor 1. The transcript has 2 exons. Gene Ontology annotation, molecular function: G protein-coupled receptor activity; neuropeptide binding. NCBI's taxonomy places the organism in Eukaryota, Metazoa, Chordata, Actinopteri, Batrachoidiformes, Batrachoididae. Gene Ontology annotation, biological process: neuropeptide signaling pathway. The record is from RefSeq and is a predicted model, not a curated record. The coding region runs from base 1 to 1044 and encodes 347 amino acids. Gene Ontology annotation, cellular component: neuron projection; membrane.
AUGAACGACACAGAGACGUUUUGCAAAAUCGAUCAGACAGAGAGCCUUACUAAUCAGUCAUGUCAGAACGUGACUUCGCCACCUCAAGGUUACGUGGACGUCACCACCUUCACGCACGUCUUGCCGUCGGUGUACGGGAUCAUGUGCUCAGUGGGAGUCCUGGCCAACGGGCUGGUCAUCUACGCGGUGGCGUCGUGCGCCAAGAAGAAGUUAUCAGACAUCUACGUGGUGAACCUGGCGGUGGCGGACAUGUUCUUCUUACUCGUGAUGCCUUUCAAUAUCCACCAGUUGGUCAGGGACCGACAGUGGGUGUUCGGAAACUUCAUGUGCAAGGCGGUGGUGGUGGUGGACGUCAGCAACCAGUUCACCACCGUGUGGAUAGUCACGGUGUUAUGCGUCGACCGGUAUGUAGCGAUUGUCCACCCCACCUCAGCGAAGCGGACUAUCCCUUGGGCCAUCGUCACGAACAUACUUGUGUGGUUCUGCAGCUUCCUCCUCACUGUGCCUGUCAUGAUGUACGCCAAAGUCGUGCACAGGAACCAUUUGAAGAUGUGCAUGAUGUACCUGGAUGGUCCUGAGGACAUGUACUGGUACACUCUCUACCAAUCCAUUCUGGGCUUCAUGAUCCCUCUCAUCAUCAUCAGCACCUUUUACUCUCUCGCCCUCUACCAUGUUUUCAGCUCCAUGCAGCGCGUCAAACGGAAGCAGACUGUGUGGGCUAAGAGGGCCACCAAGAUGGUGGUCAUGAUUAUUGCCCUGUUCCUGAUUUGCUGGUCCCCGUAUCACGUCAUUCAAGUGAUCAAUCUGAACAACAACGCUCCAACGAUCACCUUUGUCUACGCUUACAACAUCAGCAUCUGCCUGAGCUACUUCCACAGUUGCAUCAACCCAAUCAUGUUGCUCAUCUUCGCCCAGAAUUACCGCGAGCAUCUGUUUCAUAGAAAUGUGUUGCACAGUGUCAAACACGCAUCCAAAACCACAGUGGUCAAAACAGCUGGUACUCAUGUGACCAAUGAACCCAGCUACCGCUGCACUGUCAUCUAAGUGAAAGGUGUCCUCCCCCAAACGAAGCAGGAGGAAAGGCUGGUGUGUAUGAUUGUGCACACUGUAGUUUUUUUGUGUGGCUGCCCAACAUGACACAACAAAAGCAUUUUCUCACGACAAAAUCUGCAAAAACUAGUGUUACCAUCACCGCAUCAAAUACGGUGUUAUUUUAUCACUUGCUGUGUUAAACCUUGUGUAUUGUUGGAGUUCAUUGUUGUUUCAAUUAUCAAAAAAAAAAAAAAAAAGAAAAAGAAAAAAAUUGGAGCAUGUACACAAUAAUAAACAUUCAUAGUACAGCAGAGAACAGUAAUGCAAUGUAACUCUCUGAAAGUGCUGUUUUAACCUAAAAGGAUUUCUGUGACAUCUACUGCGAGUUUCAAGUGGUGGUACCAUCGCAAUGGUGUUGAUUCAUCACCAGAAGGUUCCGAUUUAAAUACAAUGUGAAGCCUUUGUUUGUCGAGCAUAUCCAAAAAACAAAAUAAAAGCAGAAAGUGGUACAUUUAUUCAAUCUGGACAGUGUUAAAAUACCUUAUUUUGCUGAAUAUAAUGUGUUUUCUCAUAAAUACAGCUAAAAAUGGAGUCAUCUUAUAUUCAGGGUCUAGACCAGAGGUUCCCAAACUCCCUCCAACUUAUAUCUAAGAAAGGCUGAGCUGACCCCCUGCUCCCCCAAAAAAGAAUGUACGUAGUACUUUAUGAAACGUGAAUUAGACUUUUUUCUGUCUUUGGUUCAUCCAUCUAUCCACUUACUAAACCCGCUUAGUAAUAAGGGUCAUGUGUUC